Messenger RNA from Penicillium digitatum Pd1, 279 nucleotides. The record is from RefSeq and is a predicted model, not a curated record. Lineage: Eukaryota; Fungi; Ascomycota; Eurotiomycetes; Eurotiales; Aspergillaceae.
AUGGGCACAACAACUAUGAAGGCCUCGCGAGAAUCCCUUGCCGACUCACGAGAUGAUUUCGUCGUAUAUAACCAGGAGCUGUCUGCUGGGAACAUCCCAGGUCAGAACGACGCUACAAUCCAAACAGAGCUUCGUUGUAUAGCCAACACACUCUCUGGGUGGACGGAGCACUCGGAUUAUCCCAACAAGGUAACUCGCAGCUGUUUUUCGGACCGGCGCUGCAACGUCUCAGAUAUCAUUGUAAAAGUAGCUGAGCUAGUCACCAUCAAGGACGGGUAG